AUGGGAGAGGCCGAGGUGUGUAACCUUGCCGAGGGCAAAGGCCAGUUCUCCGAGCGGCUGGAUGUCUUGUUGGGCAACGUGAAGAACGGGUCCCUGCGCUUGAGGAUCAGCUGCAUGCAGCCGCAGCCAGGCGCUGCGCUGAGGCACUGCAGUAUACCCCUUCUCUGUAUUGAGGAGGUGCGCCUCAGUUCCAGCAACACUCUGGAAAUACUAACAAAGUUGGCAGAUCAGAUUUUCCUCCGGUUCGACGACGCGAGGCUGGCAGCGUUGGCCUUCAAGAAGCUCUCUGAUAGCCCCAGCGUGGUCGUGGCCGGCUCGCCUUUCUCCUUUGCUUUUUGCUUCGCAGCGGUAUUGGCUAGCUCGCCCGCCCACGAGCUGCAAGGGGAGCAGCCUCAAGGCGCGCCUCCAGCCAGCACCUUCCACGAGGCAGUGGACGGGCCUCAGUCCGACCAGGACUCCGACCCGUACAGCUUCAGCCUCGUGGCGGAGCUCCAGCGCUGGACCCGCGCGCACGACGGCGCGGGCGAGCAGUGGCGUGUCGACUCGACGCUGAACAAUACCGUGUGUGCGCGACAUAUCCCCGCGAGGUGA
Messenger RNA from Prorocentrum cordatum, 591 nucleotides. The record is from the annotation of a GenBank genome assembly. Lineage: Eukaryota; Dinophyceae; Prorocentrales; Prorocentraceae.